UUGAUAGAUAGAUGCUCAAGAACUGCCAUUGAAGACCAUCCCCAAGGAACGAACAAAGCAUGUCUCACAUAGCUGUGGAGAGAAACAGGAGGAGGCAGAUGAAUGAACAUCUCAAGGUCUUGCGUUCCUUAACCCCAUGCUUCUACAUCAAACGGGGAGAUCAAGCGUCCAUCAUAGAUGGCGUAAUAGAAUUCAUCAAGGAACUGCAACAAGUCCUACAAUCCUUGGAGGCAAACAAGAGGAGGAAGAGUCUAAGCCCUAGCCCUAGCCCGAGACAGCUCCAGCUAAUCAACACGCCACCACCGCCCCCCGAUAGUCCCUUCAGUUUCGAGAGCACCACUACCAAUAAGGAAUUAGGAGUGUGCUGCAACUCCUCAGCUGCCGAUGUCGAGGCGAAGAUCUCAGGGCCAAACGUGCUGUUGAAGGUAAUUGCUCGGAAGAUGCCGGGCCAAAUCUUGAAGAUAAUUAGCGUCCUUGAGAAACUCUCAUUUCAGAUUAUUCACCUCAACAUCAGCAGCAUGGAAGACACGGUUUUGUACUCCUUCGUCGUUAAGAUAGGGCUUGAAUGUCGGCUAAGCUUGGAGGAACUAGCUCUGGAAGUUCAACGAAGCUUCUCUUUGGACCCAUUGUGGAAUGCAGAAGUGUCACUUGAUCUCGCUACUGAUGUGUUUGUUCCGCACAAAUGUCCGAGCAAAAACCUCAUCUUCUUGAUGCAGAAAUUACAUUUGAAGCUGUCUACAACCAGUCUCUAAGCCUAAUCCGAUUGUUUGUCCAAAUCGGAAUGCUACUAAGGAUUGGUCAGUGUGUGAAAGAUCAAGCUUGUGAGAUUGGACCUUGAAAUUUUUUAUGGUUCUAGUUAGUAGUUCAGCAAAAACAUUAUAUGGAUUAUUGAUAGGAAGGUGAUCAACAUUAUGCCUAUGGAGAUGAAAAUCUGUGAAAGUACAUAUCGUAUUAGAGUUCAUCCAGCCUUUUGCAAAACUAUAGAAUCUUGAGUUGAGUCUAAAGAUGUGAUCUAACAAAUUAAAGCCAAGACAGAUCGUAUGUACAUUAAACUAGAAUAUCGAGGUAAGUCUCUAUGUGAUUUGACAAACCAAAGUGAAAAAAAUUACAGGUAGUCACAGCUGAAUAGAUACUACUUGUAUGAAAAUCAUAGACAAGAUCGAUGGAAUCAUGCCAGUUUCGUGAAUUCUUUUGUUUGGAUGUGACUGCCAUAGAAUAUGCAAUCGAAUUGCAUCCUUGUUAAGAUUUCGAUUGUUCAUAUAGUUUUAGCGAUCAAAGCAUAAAUAUUAUCAAGCACGUGACACAUUGUUGACAACUACAAGAUUGAUAUCAAUAUGGGCACACAUCGGUGAUUAUUGUCAAUCAGUUAUCGAUAUAGAGUAUGGUUAACGAUGGUCAACAAAGGUAUCAAUUAAUAAGAUUGAUAAACUAUCAAGAAGUUGGGAGAAAGUUGAACAUAUAAAGGGCACUAAAAUGCUGUUACAAGUUUCAAGUCACUGCAGAACAAAGUGAUUGGAGUCGUGGAGCAACAAGCACGCAUUUUUUAAGGAGCAACUGUUUGGAGACAAGAUCAUGGCAUCGUGAGAAUGUGGGCACAAAACUUUCUAAGACAGAGGAACAUGGAUACAACCACUGGAAAACCUCUCAAGAACGGUUAUGGCACAACCACUAUAAAUACAAUCAAUCUUCUACAUGAGAGCCCCCUGCACAAACAAACAAAAUGCAAUCUUUCAAUUAUCUUUACUUUCUU
This is a messenger RNA of Syzygium oleosum, 1750 nucleotides long. Its product is annotated as transcription factor MUTE. Gene Ontology annotation, molecular function: DNA-binding transcription factor activity; protein dimerization activity. The record is from RefSeq and is a predicted model, not a curated record. Bases 60 to 752 code for a protein of 230 amino acids. Gene Ontology annotation, cellular component: nucleus. Lineage: Eukaryota; Viridiplantae; Streptophyta; Magnoliopsida; Myrtales; Myrtaceae. Gene Ontology annotation, biological process: stomatal complex development; guard cell differentiation; positive regulation of DNA-templated transcription. The transcript has 4 exons.